GUCGCUAUGACAAGAUGGCAAUCACCUUCAACGCCCCGGAAGGUUUGUCUGCGUCUCCCGAGAAAUGGCAGCCUGGACUCUUGUCUCGUAUCCGGAAAGAAUUCAUCUGUGCGCUACAAAUAUGAGACCCGGCGCUGAUAUGUCUUUAUCUGAAUAGUUCGUCGUCGAAAGUUUUGUCGUUGAUCAUCCCUUCGAAUGGCGGAUGAAACAGAAAAAAAGCGACCAAGUCAGGAUGGCAGUCACUCAUCCUCACACGCUCCUACUCCUGAAGAGAAGGAGGCCGAAGGCAGUAUCACAGACUAUCUUCGAAUCUUCAGAUAUGCCGACAAAUACGACUGGACUCUCAAUGUCAUCGCCUUCAUCUGCGCCAUCGCAUCAGGCGCGUCUUUACCGUUGAUGUCGAUUAUCUUCGGUAGCUUCACCAACAAGUUCAACAAUUACAAUGCUGGCGACGAGAGUCCCGAGGCAUUCAAGGCCGACGUGGAUCAUUUCGUACUGUGGUUCAUCUACCUCUUCAUUGGGAAAUUCGUCCUCACGUAUAUUUCCACAGCUGCCGUCACCAUUUCAGCUAUACGAACCACCCGGACCCUUCGACGAGUGUUCCUUGAAUGUACAUUGCGACAAGAGGUCUGGCAUUUCGAUAAGCAGAGCAAUGGAGCAAUCGCCACUCAGGUCACUACCAAUGGAAAUCGCAUACAAACAGGCAUUGCUGAGAAACUGGUCUUUACCAUCCAGUCACUUUCCAUGUUCUUUUCUGCAUUUGUGGUUGCGUUGGCAUCUCAGUGGAAACUAGCGUUGAUCACCAUGUCUGUCAUUCCUGCUAUCUUCCUCGUCACCGGCAUCUGCAUAGCAAUCGAUGCCACCCAGGAGGCCAGGAUAACACGAAUAUACUCACGCGCCGCUGUCCUCGCAGAAGAAGUCUUAUCGUCCAUCCGGACAGUCCAUGCCUUCUACGCCCGGAAGAAAAUGGCGGAAAAGUACGAUGUCUUUUUGCAGCAAGCACACCAAGAAGGCAACAAGAAGUCGCCAAACUAUGGGGUUCUCUUCUCAACCGAAUACUUCUGUGUCUACUCGGCUAUCGCACUCGCAUUCUGGAAAGGAUUUCGGAUGUACGAGAGUGGCGAGGUUGCCGACGUAGGCAAAGUCUUUACUGUUGUCCUUUCAGUCACCAUAGCAGCCACUUCCAUCUCCAUGCUUGCACCGCAGAUUCAGUCAUUCACAAACGCCGCGUCUUCGGCUUCGGAGUUAUUUAGCAUCAUCGACAAACCUACACAGCUUGACCCUCUCGAUCCUUCCGGAAAGCAGCCCGAGAGUUGCCAAGGGCAGAUUGAGAUCCUCGAUUUAUCAUUUGCCUACCCUUCCCGCCCAUCAGCCGAAGUACUACGAGAUUUCAGCUUGACGAUUCCAGCCGGUAAGACGACGGCCCUUGUCGGUGCAUCCGGUAGUGGCAAAAGCACCAUGGUUGGCUUACUGGAACGGUGGUACCUGCCUAGCUCAGGGAGGAUAAUCCUUGAUGGCCUGGACCUGGAACAAUAUAAUGUGAAAUGGCUGAGGAGCCGCAUCCGCCUUGUCCAGCAAGAACCUGUUUUGUUCCGGGGUACCAUCUUUCAGAACGUUGCCAACGGUUUCGUGGAUGAGCAACGAGAUUUGCCUCGAGAAAGACAAAUGGAGCUUGUGCAAGAAGCUUGCAAAGCCAGCAAUGCCGAUGUAUUCAUAAACGAGCUUCCGAAUGGCUACGACACUGAAGUUGGCGAGCGAGCCGGAGCUUUGAGUGGAGGUCAACGACAACGAAUUGCAAUCGCACGAAGUAUCGUAUCGGACCCUAAGAUCCUGUUGCUCGAUGAAGCUACCAGUGCCCUGGACCCGAAGGCAGAGAAAGUGGUUCAGGAUGCCUUAAAUCGAGUGUCGAAAGAUCGGACUACUUUGGUCAUUGCCCACAAACUGGCCACUGUGAAAAGUGCUGACAACAUCGCGGUCAUCUCGCAGGGGAAAAUUGUCGAGCAAGGCACACAUCACGAAUUGAUCGAAAGCAACGGUCAUUACGCUGCGCUAGUUCGUGCGCAAGAUUUGGGGGCUGACGAGCAAGAAGAGAACGACAAGAUUCUCCAGGAAAAGAAAGCUCUUGGAGCUGCUGGUGAACGAGUGACACUUGAGCGUACUCAUACCACAGCCACAUCCCAAGCUGGCGAUCUGGAGAAACAAAAGGCGCCCGUGGGAACUCUGGGUUAUUCGCUCAUAAAAUGCAUCUUAAUCAUGUUCUAUGAACAGAAGAACCUCUACUGGUGCUUCUUGUUGUCAACCAUAGCAGUAUUGAUAUGCGGCGCAACAUUCCCCGGACAGGCCCUCUUGUUUUCGAGACUGCUCACCGUUUUCGAAUUGACCGGCCACGAGGCACAAGAGCGUGCGGAUUUCUAUGCUCUGAUGUUCUUCGUCGUGGCUCUAGGAAAUUUGGUGGGAUAUUUCACGAUUGGCUGGACGUGCAACGUUGUUUCACAAGUUGUCACCCACCGCUAUCGGGCUGAAAUGUUCCAGCGAGUAUUGGAUCAAGACAUCGAGUUCUUCGACAUUCCAGAGAACACGUCUGGUGCUCUCACGUCGAAAUUAUCGGUUCUACCCACCCAGCUGCAGGAGUUGAUAUCAGCAAACAUCCUUCUCAUCUUUAUCGUUAUCGUCAAUAUCGUCUCGAGCAGUGCUCUUGCGCUCGCCUAUGGAUGGAAACUGGGCCUGGUCGUCGUGUUCGGUGCCCUUCCACCCCUUCUCAUGGCCGGAUAUCUCAGAAUCCGUCUCGAGACGAAGCUGCAAGCGGGGAAUUCGGAGAACUUUGCAGAAAGUGCGGGUUUGGCAAGCGAAGCGGUCACCUCGAUCCGGACCGUGGCAUCUUUGACUCUCGAAGGCCAUGUUCUCCGACAGUACUCGGGUAUGUUGGGCAAAGUCGUGCUGAGAUCGACAAAGGCAUUGGUCUGGACCAUGUUCUGGUUUUCACUGUCACAGUCGAUCGAGUUCCUUGCCAUGGCUCUGGGAUUCUGGUAUGGCAGUCGAUUACUGGCCUCGGGCGAGUACACUACCGCCCAAUUCUACAUCAUCUUCGUGGGUGUAUUGUUCGCCGGUCAAGCGGCCGGUCAAUUCUUCGGAUACUCCACGAGUCUGACGGCCGCUCGCGGAGCGGCCAACUAUAUCCUGUGGCUGCGGACACUGAAGCCGACCAUCCGUGAAACCGACGAGAACAAGAAAACCGGUCCGGAAGGUGAAGGUCCUGUCGACCUCGAGGAUAUAGAGUUCAGGUAUCGUCAACGCGACACGGCUCGAGUCCUUCGUGGCAUUUCCAUGACCAUCGAACCUGGCCAGUUUGUGGCCUACGUUGGCGCUUCAGGUUGCGGCAAGUCAACAUUGAUCGCCUUGUUGGAACGAUUUUACGACCCAAGCUCUGGCCGGAUCUGUCUGGCACACAAGGAUAUCGCGGAGAUGUCUCCACGCUUGUACCGCGGGCACAUGUCUCUGGUCCAGCAGGAGCCCACACUAUACCAAGGCUCCGUCCGCGAGAAUGUGUCCUUGGGACUGGACUUUGAACCGUCGGAGGAGCAAGUCAAGGAGGCUUGUCGCAAGGCCAACGCGCUGGACUUUGUCAUCUCCCUGCCAGAAGGCUUCGACACGCCCUGCGGAUCCCGGGGGAUGCAGUUCUCUGGUGGGCAACGACAGCGGAUCGCCAUCGCCCGAGCGUUGAUCCGAAAUCCAAAGCUGCUGUUGCUGGAUGAGGCGACGUCGGCCCUCGACACGCAGUCGGAACGUCUGGUUCAAGCCGCCCUCGACGAAGCUUCCAUGACCCGAACCACAAUAGCCGUGGCGCACCGGCUUUCGACCAUUCGAGAUGCGGACGUCAUUUUUGUGUUUGCCAAUGGAAGAAUCGCCGAGAUGGGAACUCACGCGGAACUACAACGACUCAAGGGAAGAUAUUAUGAAAUGUGUCUGGCACAGUCUUUAGAUCAAGCAUAACAAGCAUAAGCAUUUGAUGAAGGAGCAUAAAAAAAGGCGUUACCAUCUGAUACCGUUAGCCUCGCUUGGGAACGGGGCGGUGUUUGGGCUCAGAUACGGAGUACCUAGGUACAUAGGUAGUCCUGUUGUACUGUAAAUAAUGUACCAUCUCAUCUCCAUCAUGGAAUUCAGUUAGGUACCUCAGAG
Exophiala oligosperma is the source of this 4176-nucleotide messenger RNA. RefSeq lists its product as uncharacterized. The coding region runs from base 196 to 3990 and encodes 1264 amino acids. The transcript has a single exon. Gene Ontology annotation, molecular function: ABC-type transporter activity; ATP hydrolysis activity; ATP binding. Gene Ontology annotation, cellular component: membrane. Gene Ontology annotation, biological process: transmembrane transport. The record is from RefSeq and is a predicted model, not a curated record. NCBI's taxonomy places the organism in Eukaryota, Fungi, Ascomycota, Eurotiomycetes, Chaetothyriales, Herpotrichiellaceae.